AAUUGUCCAACUGUCACUGUCAACUCCAAUGCACCUGUCAUUUACACAACAAAUUCAAACGCAAUAGUUUCUUGAAAUGCACCCAAAAUAACUCAAAAAUGAGUUCAAUAUUAAAAUUUAUUCGUGAUAAUCACAUAUUGGCCAUAAUAGAAUCAGCAGUAGUGAAAAAAAAGUCAAGACUGAGCCUCAACGCGUUCGAUAUCACAGAAAUUCCCAGCCUUUUGUAUACCUGUUACGAAGUCGAGCAUCUUUACCUACAUAGAAACAAAAUAACAACAAUAUCAGUGGAAUUAACACAGUUAUUAAAUUUGACGACGCUGACCCUUGAUUAUAACAACAUAAGUUCCUUGCCACCGGAGAUAGGGAGCUUGAAAAACCUAGUGAACUUGAAUUUGAGUUACAAUCCUUUACAAGUGUUGAUACCCGAGAUUGGUGAACUGGAGAACCUUGAGGCGUUCUGGUGCAACAGGAUAGGGCUCCGGGAGAUACCAAAGGAGAUCGGGAACCUUAGUAAGUUAGAUACAUUUGGGGCGCGAGGAAAUCUACUCAAAACUAUACCGGAGGAAAUGACCAAACUGUCAAAAUUGAGAUGGCUAACCCUAGAGCACAAUGAGAUUGAGACCCUACCGAACACCCUCGGAGGCCUAGAAGCCCUGGUACACUGUAAUCUGCGGCACAACAACCUCAGGGAAUUCCCGAUGUCCGUGCUGCAGUGCGGUGAUCUCAUGUUUCUACAGCUUAAUAAUAACCAGAUAUCCAGCUUACCUGAGGACUUCGACAUAAAUUCCCUGCAAGUGUUAGAAAUGAUAGACAUGAGGGACAACCCCAUCUGUGAGCUUGAUCAUCCAAAACACAUGCUCAUCCGCUACGCGGACGUGUCAACGCCGAGCUCGCUGAGCGAGAUAGCGUCAGCGUCGGGGUCGGGGCGGCACGCGGCCGCGCUGGCCGUCAACGCCACCGCGCUGCGCCUGCCCGCCGUGCCCGGCCCCAGGCGGCUCGACAACCACGCCUUCAUGGCCGAAAUGGACCUGGACGCAUCCUCGGUAGACUCCUCUGAGGACUGGGAGAACAGCGUGAACAGCUCCGAGCUGGACGUGCAGUACCAGAGCGACGAGGAGCGCGCCGAUAAUGAGAUCGCUCAAUUCUUCCAGGCCGUCGGCAUGGUGUUGCCAGAGCUGUCCCGCUACGCCUCCACCGCCAGUUAAGCUGGCAACACUGGGAGGAUAAUUAUGAUUAGGGCGUGAUUUGGCCAGAGCUGUUCCACUACUUCACCGCUAGUUAAGCAGGGAAAACUACGAGGGAAAUGGUGAUUAUAUCAAUAAUUUUUUUAG
Molecule: messenger RNA, 1331 nt
Organism: Cydia fagiglandana
Lineage: Eukaryota; Metazoa; Arthropoda; Insecta; Lepidoptera; Tortricidae
Product: leucine-rich repeat protein SHOC-2-like
Exons: 7
Coding region: 99-1205 (368 amino acids)
Molecular function (GO): protein binding
Source: RefSeq, a predicted model, not a curated record